Trichophyton verrucosum HKI 0517 is the source of this 1263-nucleotide messenger RNA. RefSeq names its product DUF821 domain protein. The transcript has 2 exons. The record is from RefSeq and is a predicted model, not a curated record. The coding region runs from base 1 to 1263 and encodes 420 amino acids. NCBI's taxonomy places the organism in Eukaryota, Fungi, Ascomycota, Eurotiomycetes, Onygenales, Arthrodermataceae.
AUGGACGCGCAGACUCAUCCGCAUCCGACAUCUGCAACCCGAAAGUACCGCAGGCGCACCGUCGCCGCCAGCCUCCUUUUAGCGCUGGUGUUACUUUGGUGCCAACUGCGCGGCUAUCCCAGUCCAAUUACCGCCCCUGCCAGCUGCCAGUAUCAUGCAGCAGACCCUGGGUACCAAUGGAAUCACAAGCGGGAUGCCAACACUCUUGUGCUCGGCGCUGAGCAAUGUCAGUCGGCUUUCCCAGGCCUCUUCGCGGAGAUUGAUCGCGCGAAACAAGAGCGGGCGCAGCGCCCUAUAAGCCUUGCAGAAAUCGAUUCCGUCAUACCCAAAAACGGAUACAUCCGUGCGAUGAUUUACGACCAACAACUCUAUGUUAUUGCUGUGAAUGGAACUAUAUACUCCCGGGAAAUUGCGACGCUGCACGCCCUACACCGAGCAAUUGUCUCCUCUCCCGACCCGCUCCCAAAUAUAGAAUUCGUCUUCAACACCGACGAUAAAGUUGAUCCAGUUGCGCAGUGGGGUUACGCCCGGCGCGAACAGGAUACAAACCUAUGGCUUAUGCCUGAUUUCGGAUACUGGUCCUGGCCCGAGACAAAAGUUGGAACCAUGCAAGAAGUUCAAAUGGGGGCCGAACGGGAAGAACACACCUGGGCCUGGUCGAAGAAAAUCCCCCAGCUUUUCUGGAGAGGCGCCACCAUGGACCUGGAGGUCCGCGAGAAGCUUAUUCAAGUCACCAGGGGCCAGCCAUGGGCGGACGUCAAGCCGAUAACAUGGCGUGAUAACGACAGUAUGCAGAACGAUUUGAAAUCAAUGCCCGAACACUGCCGGUUCAAGUACCUCGCUCAGACCGAAGGGAACAGCUACUCCGGGCGCCUGAAGUAUCUCCAGAGCUGCAACUCGGUCGUCAUUUCUCACAGUCUCGAGUGGAUCCAGCACCAGUCUCCUCUCAUGAAGAGCUCGGGCCCAGACCAGAACUAUGUAGAGGUGCGGAGGGACUGGUCGGACCUACGCGAGAAGAUCGAGUGGCUUGAGGAGCACGAGCAGGACGCAAAGCGGAUUGCACGGAAUAAUAUCAGAACGUUUCGAGAACAGUACCUUACACCCGCUGCGGAAGUUUGCUAUUGGAGGCACCUCAUACGCUCUUGGGCAAAGGUAAGCUUUGAACCGGAGUUUUUCAAGGAAGUUGACGGCAAAAAGGCCUGGCGAGGAGUGCCCGUUGAAUCCUUCCUGUUAAUGCAACGACUGGAAUGGGAUCCUUAUUGA